UUGAUUGAAGCCGAGCCGUUGCGGUUGCACUUGUUUUAGUCCAUCGAAUUAACUAAGUAUUAGCAACAAAAUGACCAAAACCCGAGUUUAUGUUGUUGGUGUUGGCAUGACCAAGUUCGAGAAACCUGGUCGCCGCGCUGACGUCUGCUAUCCGGACUUUGCUAAGGAGGCAGUCACCAAGGCGCUGCAGGAUGCCAAACUCCAGUACACGGAUGUGCAACAGGCCGUUGUCGGCUAUGUCUAUGGCGACUCCACCUGUGGCCAGCGUGCGGUCUAUGAAGUGGGCAUGACAGGCAUUCCCGUCUACAAUGUGAACAACAAUUGCUCCACGGGCUCGAGUGCCUUGUACCUGGGCAAGCAGAUCAUCGAGGCGGGCAGCGCAGACUGUGUGCUGGCUCUGGGCUUUGAGAAAAUGGAGCGCGGCUCGUUAUCAUCAAAGUACUUUGAUCGUGCCAAUCCCAUGGAGCGUCACAUCACCGAAAUGGGUGCGCUGACGGAAAUAGGACCUGGGCCAAUGGCUGCCCAGAUCUUCGGCAAUGCCGGCAAGGAGCACAUGAAGAAGUACGGCACAAAGCCGGAGCAUUUUGGCAAGAUCGCCUGGAAGAACCACAAGCACUCCGUCAAUAAUCCUUACUCGCAGUUCCGCGAUGAAUACAGCCUGGAGCAGAUUAUGAAGUCGCCGCAGGUGGUUGAGGGCGUGCUGACCAAGCUGCAAUGCUGUCCCACAUCGGAUGGCUCUGGCGCCGCCAUUCUGGCCUCCGAGCAGUUCGUGCGUCGUCAUGGCUUGGAGAAGCAGGCCGUGGAGAUUGUGGGCAUGGAAAUGGCUAGCGAUCCGGAGUCAACUUUCGCCGACAAGAGCCUCAUGAAGAUUGCUGGCUACGACAUGACUCGCCUUGCCGCGGAACGUCUGUUCGCCAAGAGCGGCUAUAAGCCGCAGGAUGUGCAGGUCGUGGAGCUGCACGAUUGCUUCUCGGCCAAUGAGCUGGUCACCUACGAGGCGUUGGGUCUCUGUGGCGAGGGCAAGGCCGGCGAGUUCAUCGAUCGUGGCGACAACACAUAUGGCGGCAAAUUUGUGAUCAAUCCCAGUGGCGGUCUUAUCUCCAAGGGCCAUCCGCUAGGCGCCACAGGCUUGGCUCAGUGUGCCGAGCUCUGCUGGCAGCUGCGUGGCCUCGCCGAGAAACGCCAGGUGCCCAAUGUCCAGCUGGCCCUGCAGCACAACCUGGGUCUGGGUGGUGCCGUUGUGGUGGCGCUCUAUCGCCUGGGUUUUCCAGGUGCCAGCCGCGUCAGGCACAAUUUGACUGGCGCCAAGUUGGCGGUUAGUGAGGAGGGCUUCAAAGUGUCGCCGUUGCUGAAGCUGCUCGAGCAGGCCAUGCAGGAGGACAAGGACAAUCUAAUUGAGAAGGUGCGCGCUGUAUACGGCUUUAGGGUGAACAAUGGACCCCAAGGACAGACGGGCUACUGGGUAAUCGAUGCCAAGCAGGGCAAGGGCAAGGUCAUCUUCAAUGGCACACAAAAAUGUGAUGUUACCUUUAUAAUCAGCGACGAUGAUGUCUUUGAUCUGCUGACGGGCAAGCUGCCGCCCCAGAAGGCCUUCUUCCAGGGCAAGAUCAAGAUACAGGGCAACAUGGGCUUUGCCAUGAAGCUGAUGGACUUGCAGCGCUCGGCGCAGGGUCGCAUCGAGGAGCUGCGCUCCAAGCUCUAAAUAUUCCAAGCAUACCCUUGGCAUUUGCCACAAUCCUUGGUUGGGUUUACUUAAACGUAGCUUAUAUAUAUAUAUAUAUAUAUAUAUAUUUGAUUCUUAUGUAUUAUU
Molecule: messenger RNA, 1810 nt
Organism: Drosophila novamexicana
Lineage: Eukaryota; Metazoa; Arthropoda; Insecta; Diptera; Drosophilidae
Gene: ScpX
Product: non-specific lipid-transfer protein
Exons: 5
Coding region: 71-1702 (543 amino acids)
Molecular function (GO): acyltransferase activity, transferring groups other than amino-acyl groups
Source: RefSeq, a predicted model, not a curated record